Parascedosporium putredinis is the source of this 1311-nucleotide messenger RNA. Lineage: Eukaryota; Fungi; Ascomycota; Sordariomycetes; Microascales; Microascaceae. The record is from the annotation of a GenBank genome assembly.
AUGGUAGGGGGCUUCAUCCCCCUCGCCACCACAGACGACGACACCCUGCUCCCCAGCCCCACGGACCUUCCCACCGCGGUCCCCAAAUCACCCGCCGCGGGGGCGGCCAAGCUCACCCGCCUCAACGGCGUCGCCCUCGUCAUCAGCCUCCAGAUCGGCUCCGGCAUCUUCACCGUCCCGUCCUUCGUCGCCGCCAACGUCGCGAACCCGGGCUGGGGCUACAUGCGCCGGUGCUACGGCAACCCCGCCGGCUUCCUCUUCACCUGGGCCUGGGUCCUCAUGGCCAAGCCCGCCACCAACGCCAUCAUCGCCACCAUCUUCGCCGACUACAUCACCCGCCCCUUUGUCCCCGCCCCGCCCGCCCCCUCCUGGCUCCUCAAGAUCGUUGGUUUGUUCUGCAUCUGGGGCAUCGCCUUUGUCAAUGGCCGGGGCGCCACCGCCGGCGCUAGCGUCGCCAACAAGUUCCUCGUCCUGAAGCUCUCCGCCGUGAGCAUCAUCGCCGUCGUGGGCGUCGUGUACUUUGUCUCCGGCACCGGUGCCGGAGACCUCUCCGCCGUCGUCAACGGCUCCAUGACGGCCGUCAUCAUCGGUUUCGUCCUGCUCAACGCAGCCCUCUACACCUGUCUACCCAUGGACCUGAUGCGGGCGAGCAGAACAGUCUCGGUGGAGUUCGCAAGACAAACCCUUGGCGCCUGGGGCGGCGUGCUCUUAUCCGUCAUGGUCUCCAUCUCCGCCAUGGGCGCCCUCAACGCAAACACCUUUGCCACCGCUAAGCUCGCCGUCACUGCCGCCGAGGUUGGCUACUUCCCCGACGUGCUCGCCAACGUCCAUUGCAGCAGUGUCCGCGACGAACCUCAGCAUAUCGACGCCGCCCUAUCCUGGGCCCCGCGCUGGUUGGCGGCUCCCGUUCAGUGGUGUGCUGCGGCGACGAGGAGAUUGAGGUGGCAGGACCACGUGCCGAUACUACCGCUUUUCCUCAAUGCCGCCAUGACCACAGUCUACCUCUUUACUGGUAGCUUCGGUGGACUCGUAACCUUUAUCGGCGUCACCGAAUACAUCUUCUUCUUCGCCUCCGUCAUCGGCUUGCUCCUGCUCCGCCGUAGGGAUGCCCUUCGGACGAGCCCGGUGACGUACCGCACCUGGACCGGGAAUCCCAUCAUAUUCAGCGUGGUCAGCGUCCUCCUAAUCUUGCGCACAGUCAUAUCAGAACCAAUAAUAGGUGUUGCCAUUGUCUGCGCCGGGGCCGUCGGCCUAGCUCAGUUCUGGUGGAGGUUUCGCCGUGGGGGCUUGGCUCCAGUUGCCGUACACUGA